Molecule: messenger RNA, 2711 nt
Organism: Paramisgurnus dabryanus
Lineage: Eukaryota; Metazoa; Chordata; Actinopteri; Cypriniformes; Cobitidae
Gene: stx19
Product: syntaxin 19
Biological process (GO): intracellular protein transport; synaptic vesicle fusion to presynaptic active zone membrane; exocytosis
Cellular component (GO): SNARE complex; plasma membrane; endomembrane system
Molecular function (GO): SNAP receptor activity; SNARE binding
Source: RefSeq, a predicted model, not a curated record
ACUGAUACCACUGGAGAAGAAGGAAAACUUACAAGCUCACAUUUUUGUCCAUGGGACUCAAAGAAUGCCUCUCAUGAUUUCCAAGGAAUUCCUGAACACAUCAUUGAUUUUACAUAGCCAGAAAAUAUGUCGAGUAUCAUGCCAGGCAACAUAAAAUGAAGCAAUUCUCAAUCUUCCAGGGAUCUGAAGUGAUAAAAGGGCACGAAAAGCUACAGAAUGUUUUACACAAAGAAAAUACUCAGAUAAGAAAAAAUCAGCAACCGUUUCCAUCAAGGUCCUUCUGCAGUCAUGAAGGACCGCAUGGAGGAGUUGAAGGCCAGUGUUGGGCUGGCGAACAACAACCCUUUUUUUGAAGAUAUGAAGAACACAGAGCCAACAUUCCUGACAGAGCAGCAAGCUGUAAUCUUUGAGGAGGAGCCUGUCCUUGAGAACUUCCUAAAGGAGACCCAGAGCAUUCGUGACAGCAUCGAGGAGCUUGCUUCUGAGGUCAGAAAGUUCAGUCAGCAGCAAAGAAACUUUGUAGCCACCAUGAGGCGCCUCAGCAUCAUGAAGAAGGAGAGCAGCAUGACCCGAGACAUCAAGCUGUUGGCCGAGAGCCUGAAUAAGAAGUUAGAUGCUCUGUCCACGCUGGUCAAGCGCACCGAAGCCGAGUUGGGCCCAGACGCAGCCACCUCUCGUAUCACGAAGGCCCAGCAUGCAGCCCUCUUCCGCCAGUUCCAGCUAGUGAUGCGUCAAUACAACGAUUCGAUCCUGAGCAAGCAGGACAAAUGCAAGCGGUUCAUUAUCCGGCAACUGGAAGUAUCAGGCCGCGAGGUGUCCGAGGAGGAGGUGGAUGACAUGAUAGAGCAGGGCAAGUGGGAGAUCUUCAAUGAAAACAUCAUGGUGGAUGCAAAGAUCACUCGUUCCCAGCUAUCGGAGAUAGAGCAGCGCCACAAGGAGCUUGUAAACCUGGAGAGCAACAUGAAGGAUCUGCGAGAUCUCUUUCUACAGGUAUUUAUGCUGGUGGAGGAGCAGGGGCACCAGAUAGACAACAUACAAGCCAAUGUAGAGAAGACACAAGACUAUGUUGCGGCAUCCAAGGAGAAGUUUAAAACUGCUGUCAGAUACAAGAAAAAUAAUCCCCUCAGGAGACUGUGCUGUUGUUGCUGUCCCUGGUGCAGAUAGCAGAGCAAUGCAGAAUGAAUUGUGGGAAGCUUUUCGGCCUAAUGCACUUUAAAGCAAGAAAAAAGUGAAACGUUGGAUCAACUUAAAAAGUACUUUGAUUGGUAGCACCCAAAAAUAUAAGUUUAUUCAACUUAAAGUUUCACUUUAGGAAAAAAGUAAAAUGCAUAUUUUUAGGUGUUUUUAGGUAGUAAUUUUUAAGUUGUUCCAACUUUUUUACAGUAUAGGGACAAAGAACAGGGGGCUAAGCACGUUUUAAUUUAACAUUAAAGCAGGAAGUCUGCAUAACAGUAAAGAGAUUGAAAAAUUAGAGAGAUUAUAUAAAAAAAUACAAAUGCUUAUUUGUGACUUCAUAUAAAUUAUAUAAGCCACAUUAAUAUAUUUAUUAUUAUUAUUUUUAUUUUUUAAUUAGUUAAAAUUUUAUAUUAUUCCUGUAGUAUUAUGUCUUUAAAAAAGUAUUGUAUAAUACAGUGAUGGCUUGUGACUUCUCAUCCGAGGGGCGCAAAUUCAAAAUAUGUGUUUGUUGCGUCAUGUGAACCAUGUGCAUCACGUGUUUUGUCAAAAUAAGUGCCUGCUGCACAUGCGUCAAAAUUAUAGAUUAUCAUGCAGUCUAAUUUUAGUAAAAAUAUGCUAUAUAUAUAUGUGGCAGCACGUCACUCCUCAUCCGAGGGGCGAAAAUUCAAAAUAAGUGUUCGGAGUAUCAUGUGUGUUGCUCGUGUUUUCAAAAAUAUGUGUUUGUUGCAUCACGUGUUUUGUCAAAAUAAGUGCCUGUUGCACAUGCGUCAAAACCGUUUAUGAUAAAAGAGACGCUCACGUUCACAAAAUACAAGCAAGAUACUCCCUUAACAGUAAACUCUGAUUAUGCAUGAGAUAAUGCGAGUAUCUGGCAAACGCGAGCGUCUCUUUUAUCAUAAACCCUUUAGACGCGUCUGCAACAGGCACUUUUUUUGACAAGACACGUGAUGCACAUAGGAUCACAUGACACGUCAACACAUAUUUUGAUAUAAUGAACCACACACAUGACGGGCUACAUACAUGUUGUGACGAACUUCGCAUCGUGCACCCUCGAAAAAAGAAGUCACUGGGUGCCACUGGUAUAGUCUGUAUAUUUGUUUACUAUAAAUAAUAAAUUCACACAGCUUUUUGCUAUAUUACUAAAUUAUCGACAUCCAUCAUGUUCUUGCUAUUUUGUUAUUGGAAAUAUUUUUCUUCAACAAACACUAAAAUGUGUAAGACUUGUGCAAGUCCCGAGGAAAUGUUCAGUCAAUACAUUGAGCAUACAAGCCUCUCCCACAAUGAUGACUGAGAAUUAACAUUACUUAUUUCAUAUGAACUACAGAUAUUGUAUUGUAAAAAUAAAAAUAUGUCGCCACUUUUAAAUGUCCACAAAAUGUUGUCUACCAUGUCUACCAUUUUUUGCCCAUAGAUAAUUAUUUGAAGCUGAUAGCUGGUUAGUUUUAUGAUAAGAUAAAUAGGAGACGUUGGUGAGUCAACAGAGCCGGUUAGACGCUAUCAUGUUUCAGCAUAAUUACUAGGAUAUGGGUGUGUCA